Molecule: messenger RNA, 1383 nt
Organism: Capsaspora owczarzaki ATCC 30864
Lineage: Eukaryota; Filasterea; Ministeriida; Capsasporidae
Exons: 4
Source: RefSeq, a predicted model, not a curated record
AUGCUUUGGGUGUUUGUGCUCGUCGUUGCGCUCUCGGCCUGCACGACGCAAGGCUGCACCGACUUGCGAAUUGUCGAGAUUCUCAACCGACCGGCAAGCACGGCGACCCAAUACAUUCAGCUGUUCAAUUCAAAUCGACUGCAUGCGAUCGCACUGAACGGUCUGACAUUGGGGCAUGUCUCUGGCGGCACGUCUGAAAUUAUGUCGUCGGACGUAAUCAUCCCUCCACUCGGAUGCGCCUUGCUCGGAUCCAACAAUGGCAGUUCCAAUGGCAACGUCAAGUUGGACCACGUUUGGUCGACCUUCUCCCUGGCAUCGACAACCACUGAGACAAUCCAACUUUCUCUGUAUUCCACCACGUGCACCUCAGUCUCCAUUGGGACUGGGGCGAGUUCAUGGCCAACGUCAACCCAAGGCACCUCGUACGUCAUUAGAGACUACAACCUCGCACCGACAGGUUCCAACUGGGAACUCUCGCCGUCCGCUUGGACCGGCUCUCUGACCAACAAAGGCUCGCCAGGUGUGUGUCAGCAGUUCUCGAUGGCCGCAACCCGCGCGGCCAUCAUCACAGAAUUCACGCCUGUUGCUUCCGCCAGUGUGCGACCGCGAUCUUACAUCAAAUUAUUCAACAGUGCCACCGUAUCGCUCAACCUGGCGAACGUUAAAUUGCGCGAUGAAAACUCUUUGGUUAAUUCAUUCACGGCAGCUGCUGUACUUCCGCCAAUGUCGUGCUCGUUGUUGUCGGGGUCCUCUAGCACGACCACCAAUGGUAACAUUACCGGCUACAUUGCAACGUAUGACUCCGUCUGGUGGCUUUACGAUGGCGAUACGGUCCGCUUAUCAGCCGCAAUCACGCCGGCGGAAUUGAUUGGGCAAUCAGUUUCGUUUACCACGGGAUGGCCCUCGCGAGGUACUUACGCGUCCUACAUUCUGAAGGACUAUCGGAACACGGGCGACACUGCCAGUCUGUGGCGAGCUGGCACUGUGUCUUGGCCUGGGUCGAAUGCUUGGAGUGGCGGCUACACUGGAUAUGGAGAGCCCUACCAAUGCCCCUACGUUCAACAAUCUGCGUGCUCUACGAUUGUGAUUACCGAGUUCAUGUACAACCCUGACAUGACUGAUUCCUUCGAGGCUCCCGGUGAAUACAUCAAGGUGAUGAACAAGGGAAGCUCCUCGAUCAGCAUGACUGGCAUGUAUUUUAACAAUCAGCCAAUCCUCAACCCCGUCGUGCUGUCUCCUGGUGGCUGUGCUUCGUUUGGGGGAAAUUCGGCAGGCUUCAACAUUUAUGGCGUCACAUUUGUUGAUUACCUUGGCUUUUCGUUGCUUAAUACGAGCAUGACCGUCAAUAUUUCCAUCGGGCAGCCAGGCGAUGCUAACUACGAG